GCUGCGCGCCGAUUGGUCAACGCCGCCCGCACGCGUCUGACCGUCAUGGCGGCCACACGAGUGGUUCCCAAAUUCUGGAAGCCAGGGACGGAGGCGCCUGGAGUUGGGGAGGAGCGAGCUACUGCGGGGGAAGAGGCCUCCACGGCAUUUGUGUACAACCCUCACACCUCCCUUUCCAUCCAGCAGCAGCGACAGCGUUUGCCCAUAUUCAUGCACAGGAAUCAUAUCCUUUACCUGGUGGAGAAAUACCGCACUGUUGUGAUUGUGGGUGAGACUGGAUGCGGUAAAAGCACACAAAUUCCCCAGUACCUGGCAGAAGCCGGCUGGACAGCGGAGGGACACGUCGUGGCCAUCACGCAACCACGGAGGGUCGCAGCGACCACGGUCGCAGCGCGAGUUGCCGAGGAGAGAGGCGCGUUGCUGGGUCACGAGGUCGGCUACUGCAUUCGCUUUGACGACUGCAGUGACCCUCAAGCCACUCGCAUAAAGUUUUUGACGGACGGCAUGCUGGUGAGGGAAAUGAUGGCUGAUCCACUGCUGAAGAAGUACAGCGUUAUUAUACUGGAUGAAGCCCAUGAACGGACUCUGUACACCGAUAUCGCUCUUGGCCUGCUAAGAAAGAUACAGAAGAAGAGAGAAGAGCUGAGGAUCAUUGUCGCAUCUGCUACUCUUGAUGCAGAGAAAUUCCAGAAGUUCUUCAACCACAAUGACACAUCGGACCCCAACAAGGACACAAGCGCCAUCCUAACCGUGGAGGGACGCACCUACCCCGUGGAGAUUUUCUACACGCACAGUCCUGUGCCAGACUAUGUGAAGACCACGGUAGAGACAAUCAUGAAAAUUCACAACGAUGCAGCGGACGGAGACAUCCUGGCCUUCCUGACCGGACAGGAGGAGGUGGAGAACGUCGUGUCGGCCGUGGUGGAGGAGGUGCGUGCGGCGGCGGCUCGCACCAAGGGCAGCCUGCACAAGCACGUGCGCGCCCUGCCCAUGUACGCCGGGCUGCCUUACGUUGACCAGAUGAAGGUGUUUGAGCGUGUCGGCCGCAGCUGUCGCAAGGUGGUGGUGGCAACCAAUGUGGCGGAGACCUCGGUGACGGUGCCGGGCAUCGCGUUCGUGGUGGACUGUGGCUUUGUGAAGCUGCGCGCCUACGACCCUCGCCGUGCCGUCGACGCGCUGCUCGUGACGCCGGCAUCGCGGGCGUCGGCACAGCAGCGUGCCGGCCGGGCCGGGCGGAGCCGCCCGGGGAAGUGUUACCGUCUCUAUCCAGAGUCGGAGUUCGCGAAGCUGCCCGAGGCGACGGAGCCCGAGAUGCGGCGGAGCGACAUGGCGCCCGUCAUUCUGCAGCUCAAGGCGCUCGGCAUCGACAACGUCCUGCGUUUCUCCUUCCUCUCGCCGCCUCCAGCUGAGUCCAUGGUGCAAGCCGUGGAGCUACUCUACGCUUUGGGAGGCCUUGAUGAGCAGUGUCAGCUGACGGAGCCUCUAGGAGUGCGCAUGGCUGAGUUCCCGAUGGGACCCAUGUAUGCCAAGAUGCUGCUGGAAUCAGGAACCUUUGGUUGCUCAAAAGAGAUUAUCACCAUCGCCGCCAUGAUGCAGAUUCAGAACGUGUUCCUUUCUCCGCCCAACCAGAAGAUAAAGGCCGCUCGUCAGCAGCGUAAGUUUGCCGUGGAAGAGGGCGAUCACAUGACGAUGCUGAACGUGUUUGAGGCAUUCGUGAAGCACAACAAGAGUUCUGCCUGGUGCCAGCAACACUUCCUCAACUACAAGGGGCUAGUGCGGGCUGGAAUCCUGCAGGAGCAGCUUCGGAAGCUUCUUCGAAGGUUCCACAUCCCCAGCAACUCCAGCAACGGAGACGCAGACCCUGUGCGGAGAUGCAUUGUGUCCGGGUUCUUCGCCAAUGCCGCCAAACUACACCACAGUGGAGCCUACAGGACGGUACGCGACGACUUUGAGCUCCACAUCCACCCGACCUCCAUGCUCUAUGCCGAGAAGCCACCGCAGUGGGUGGUGUUUAACGAGGUGGUGCAGACAUCUCGCUUCUUCAUGAGGGACGUGACGGCGGUGGAGCCGGCCUGGCUCACGGAACUUGCUCCGCACUUCUUCCAGCAGAGCACGGAUUUUUCUCAAGCAUCCAAGCGGUCGCGACCAUCGUAGCGGCGUCUCGCACAGUACAGCGAGCCCGGCGGUAGCCACGGCGAGUCCUGUGAGCCAGCGACUCGGAAGUGGGUGGGGGUCCAUCAUCUUGGUUCUUUCGGUAAAGUCACAUAGAAGGGAAGUAAUAAAAUAAUAAACAUAAUAAAAUAAUUCUCACAACGUUUCGACCACAACGCAAGCAGCCGUUUAUUAUGUUUUAUUUUUAUUAUUUUAUUACUUCCCUUCUACGUGACUUUACCGAAAGAACCAAGAAGAUGAAUCCCUGCAGUCACGAAAGCUUUAAAUCGAAAUUUAAGUGGGUGGGGGUCGGUGGAUCGUGCAGAGACGGAGCCAUCGUGCGUGCCGGGAGAUGGUGGGAUGGUAACCUGUGGGAUGUGAUUACAUCAAAUAGACGCGACACACAGUUCAGUGAGCCCUCUCUCUACGUUGCUCCUAUUUCUACGUUGUUUCGCUGUAACAUAGCCAACGAAUUAGGGAACAUAAUGGGAUUUUAAAUUAAUUGAUUCACUCCGUUUUGAAAUUUUUUAAAGAAAAGAACGCGGGAGGUUGGGUGGUGUGCGUCAAUACGCGCUAUGCCAUGGUGCCCCCUAGUGGGCGCUAAAGCCUCUUCGUUUACAACAUACUGUACACUGUACCACCCUCUCUAAAUACAAUCUCUCGCGCCAUCUCUGGUGAGGACUUUGUAUUACCGUAUAUAUUUAAACUUGUGUACUAUCGUUUUGGCCAUCUUUUGUUAUCUUUUGUGGCAUUGUGCAAACUUUCACCCAAAUAUUACCCCCUGGGACGUGUCCUAAAUUUAUAUCAUUAAAGUCGGUGGUUAAAUAGUUUUCGAUGUACGCUGUCCGUCAAAUGCCGUGCUUCCCAGGGAUGCAUCCGCCACGUAAAUAGAGGGCUUCCUCUACAAUGUCAUAUAUCCACCUGGACCAAUUAACCGACCGCAUCCAGUGCCAGAUGUGUACGUGGAGUCGCCAUUUUAUAUGCAUGUUUACUUAAACAACAUUUUCAACGAUCUACCUAUGCCUCUCUCGCCAGUGAGUCGGAUAUGCGACGCACUGCUGUAACAACCAGCUUCAGUGUUAUCCCCUCUUAUGAGGGGGUUUCCUCAGGUUUGCUCCCACAUGCAUAAUACUAUAAGGGACAGAUUACAAACACGUUGAAGAAAUCCCCCCCCCCCCCAAGUUAUUUAAAGAUACAUUUAAAACAUAUUUUUGUACAAAAAUUGUAAGUGUUGUGUAAAUACUGCUUGCAGUGUAUAGUACGAAUAGUGUGCCAUGUUUUGUUGCACUAACUCAUUAAACUUAAGAUUUAGAAAAAAUUGUGGUAAUGUAAAACAUGAAUCGACCCUCUCAGCAGCCAUGAUUGGUCCACUCCUAGAUGAAGGGUACCUGCUUAUGAUGUCAGCACACAUUUGUUUUCGUAUUUAGUGUAACCUUAAUGUUAGGUUCAAGUUUUCGGAAUAGUUUAGGGGUAGUGGUAGGGAUAGUAGUAUGGUUACGAGUUAUAAUAAUUAUGCGAGAGUAUAGAUUCAUACUAUUUUAAGGCUGAGUCGACCUAGGGCAGACCCAGUAUAGGUACAGAGACUAAAUUAAGGCUGAGUUUAUCUCAGGGAACACAUUUUGUAAAUUAAACCCACUUGUCCACCCACUAGUAUAUUUGGGUGCACCACAGUAAGUUGAAACUAAACUUUUUAUUUCACCAGGUAAGGCCCAAUGAGCUGUAUAGCUCUUUAUCAGAAGCUCAACGAAGUGGCUUACGGUAAAACCUUGGAUUGCGAGCAUCCAAAGCACUCGUAUAUCAAAGCACUCGUAUAUCAGUUGUGAUCACGUGAUGCUUGGCAGACAAAGCGUAUACACGUACUACUCGUAUGGCAAGACUUCGCUCGUUCAUCAAAUUAAUAUUUAUUGUAAAAAUUUGCUUGUCUUUCAAAACACUCGCAGACCAAGUUACUCGCAAUCCAAGGUUUUACUGUAUGUGGAAAUUUAUAGCAGCCAAAUACUCGAAACGUCCCAAGGGGUGAGACGGCAUUGGCGAUAUUUCAAGCCGCACGUUAACAAAACAUGGAAUGUGUUGCUUGUGGUAAAUAUAAAAAUCUAAUUGUGGGGUCUUAAGGGGGAGGCUAUCCCGUACAAUAUGAUAGAAGUUAAACAUACGUACAUACAUCACCCCCGUUUCCCCACCCUUGGAUCCGCCAAGACCCUAGCACGUUUUGCGUGACCACACGAGGCGUGCGGCAAGCGCUGGGCGCGUGUGCAGACGAGGGCUCGCCUGCUCCCCGCAGCAGCAGCAGCACGUGACCCCCGUGCCCUCCGGUUCCUUCAGAGGCUUCAGAGACGUGUCCACCUGAAGCACCUGACAGCCGGGAGGCAGUGGGAUGGUUAAGCGGAGAGCAUCCGUCUUAGUAAAAUAAGACCGUGUUCAAGACCGAGUAGACAUGUGUGUGUACUGUCAUUUAUUCAUUUUUAUAUUUAUUUUUUAUUGAGCCAAUGUCUGGGCCCAAUACUGUGAUUUCCACUUUUAAUAUUCAGGUUGGAGUUUUCUUCUACGUUUUUCCUCCGUGCUCUCUUCCUUCACUGUGGUGGAUGAGGAUGGUGUCGAUGCCUUGCUUGAUGUUGAAUCGCUGUGCUCCUGGAAGAUGUUGAAUCCAGCAGUUCCAGCAUCAAACUGCUGCAUCAGGAUAUUCAAAUUCACCCUGAAAAUCUAAAAUUGCUCAUUUC
Lethenteron reissneri (Far Eastern brook lamprey) is the source of this 4868-nucleotide messenger RNA. Its product is annotated as probable ATP-dependent RNA helicase DHX35. Lineage: Eukaryota; Metazoa; Chordata; Hyperoartia; Petromyzontiformes; Petromyzontidae. The record is from RefSeq and is a predicted model, not a curated record. Gene Ontology annotation, molecular function: RNA binding; ATP binding; helicase activity. Gene Ontology annotation, cellular component: catalytic step 2 spliceosome; intracellular anatomical structure.